AGCCCGAUCCGCAGCCGGCGCGCAGGAGAGGGGGAUGCCGGAGAGACGCCGCCGGGGAGGAAGCAGCCCGCCGCUCGCCCGGCUGGGAUGGAGCGCCCGGUCCGCCUGAUGCAGCUGCUGCUCCUCGGCUGCUCCCUGGCUCUGCUGCUCUCGCCGCCGGCGGCGCUCGUCUGCCCGGAGCCAUGCGACUGCCAGCAGCAGCAGCACCUCCUCUGCACCAACCGCGGGCUGCGGGCAGUGCCCAAGGCCCUGGAGCCGCACGACAUCCUCACCUACAGCCUGGGGGGCAACUUCAUCGCCAACAUCUCCGCUUUCGAUUUCCACCGCCUGGUGGCGCUGCAGCGCCUGGACUUGCAGUACAACCGCAUCCGCACGCUCCACCCCAAGGCCUUCGAGCGCCUGGCGCGCCUGGAGGAGCUCUACCUGGGCAACAACCUGCUGGCCGCCUUGGCGCCCGGCACGCUCCGCCCCCUGGCCAAGCUGCGCAUCCUCUAUGUCAACGCCAAUGAGAUUAGUCACCUCAGCUCGGCUUCCUUCACGGGCCUGGGCAGUCUGGUCAAGCUGCGGCUGGACGGCAAUGCCUUGGCCACGCUGGGCGAUGCCACCUUUGCGGGGAUGGCCAACUUGGUCUACUUGCACUUGGAGGCCAACCGCAUUCGCUGGCUGAGCCGCAACGCUUUUGCCGGACUGGGCAAACUACGAUUCCUCGACUUGUCGGGCAACCAGCAGAAUUCUUUGCGCCACCCGGAUACCUUCCGGCCUAUGCGCUUGCUCAGCACCCUUCUUCUCUCUGGCAACAACAUCCAGCAGUUGGGGAAAGGGCUGUUCCAGCACUUGCCCGAUUUGACCAAGCUGUCCCUGAGCGGGAACCGCCUGGCUUGGUUGGCACCAGAGGCCUUCCUGGGGCUGGGGGCCCUCAAGGAGUUGCGCUUGGAAGGCAACUUGCUGAGCCAGCUCCCUGCCACUUUGCUGCAUCCGUUGCAUAGCCUGGAAGUGCUCGACUUGAGCCAUAACUUGCUUGUUAGCCUUCACCCAGCUGCCUUUGGCCACCUGCACAAGCUGCGGGAGCUCAGCUUGCAGGAAAACACCCUGGCCACAGUGCCUGGGGACCUUUUUGCCUCCAGCCCAGCCCUCUACCGACUGGAACUUGAUGGUAAUUCCUGGAGCUGUGAUUGCCGCCUGCGAGGCUUGAAGCGCUGGCUGGGCUCUUGGCAUUCCCAGGGACGGCUCCUGACCGUCUUUGUGCAGUGCCGCAAGCCGCUUGCUCUGGCUGGGAAAUAUCUCGAUUAUCUGGAGGAUUCCCAGCUCCUACCUCCUCCCAAUGGCUCUUGUUCUGAAGUGGCUGCCUCUCCUUCCCCAUCCCCUCACGUCAAUGUCAGCUAUGGCCCAGAUAUGGUGCAGGAGAGGCUGAGCUCUUUGCCCUCUGCCUCAACCCUGCAGCUGGCUGGUUCCCAGAAGAUGUUAGUCCUCCUGCCAGAAAGAGACAGCUGGGGGACUGAUACUAGCCCCACCAUCUCAACAUCCAGCUUGCUGCUCAGCACCAGGCCUCCUCCUCUGCCUGGUGGCGCUUGGCCCAGGCGGGCAGGGAAACACCACUUGGUCUCUUCAGUGGCUGCUGUCCCUCCGCUGGUCACUGACCCAUGUGAUUUUAAUAAGCUGUUUCUGUACAACCUGUCAGUGGAGUCAGUGAGCGCCAGUGCAGUGACUGUGCGCUGGGGGGUCCGUCCACAUCGUAGCCCUCGGUUGCUGGGGCCUGUGCGCUUCAGAAUCCUUUUCGACCGCUUUGGGGCUGCUGUCAAGUUUCAGCGUUUUGUUUAUCUCCCUGAAUGGAGUGAACCAAUAGCCAUGCUCCAGGAGCUGCGCCCUGAUACCCCUUACUUGGUCUGCGUGGAGGGCAUAAUUGGGGGCCGUGUCUGCCCAGUAGCCCCGCGGGACCAUUGUGCAGGUCUGGUCACCUUGCCUGAAGAGGAUGCCGGAGCAGCUGCUGCUGUGGCGGGUGGGGCCCGAGGCCCAGACCAGCAGUUUCUCACCCUGGUGCUGCUGGCGGUAAAUGCGCUGCUGCUCUUUCUGGCCCUGGCGGCCUGGGGCUCCCGCCUGGUGCGGAAGAGGGUGCUCAGAUGCCGUCAAAGGAAGGCAGCAUCGCCAGUACAUGUUAGGCAGAUGUACUCUACCCGUCGGCCCUUGCGCUCCAUGGGCACUGGUGUCUCUGCAGACUUCUCUGGCUUCCAGUCCCACCGUCCUCCCCGUAGCACUGUAUGUGCCUUAAGUGAGGCUGACCUCAUUGAAUUUCCUUGUGAGCGCUUCCUGGACAGUGCAGUUGGUGGAGGUAACAGCAGUGCUCGCCGUGGAGAAGAUCACCUGUUGCAGCGGUUUGCGGACUAAGAGGAGUGGCCUUAAAAUAACUACAACUUGCAGGAAUCUGUUAUGCUGGAAUCUGCUGCAUGUUGAAAUCACAGUUUAAGAAGGUCUUCUGGGAACUGUAGUCCAUAUUUGG
Messenger RNA from Heteronotia binoei (common prickly gecko), 2494 nucleotides. RefSeq names its product TLR4 interactor with leucine rich repeats (gene TRIL). Gene Ontology annotation, cellular component: extracellular matrix. Gene Ontology annotation, molecular function: protein binding. The record is from RefSeq and is a predicted model, not a curated record. The coding region runs from base 88 to 2382 and encodes 764 amino acids. Lineage: Eukaryota; Metazoa; Chordata; Lepidosauria; Squamata; Gekkonidae. The transcript has a single exon.